AAGCAAGCCCCUGAACGGGAGAAUCAGCACUCUAGCCGCCUGCAGCCCCAACCUGGGAAGAAGAUGCUAAUUAAAGUGAAGACGCUGACUGGAAAGGAGAUUGAGAUUGACAUUGAACCCACAGACAAGGUGGAGCGAAUCAAGGAGCCUGUGGAAGAGAAAGAGGGAAUUCCCCCACAACAGCAGCGGCUCAUCUACAGUGGCCAACAAAUGAAUAAGAAGACGGCAGCUGAUUACAAGAUUCUAGGUGGUUCCGUCCUCCACCCGGUGUUGGCUCUUAGAGGAGGCGGUGGUCUCGGGCAAUGAUGAACCUUGGUUCCAUUUUACGUCCUCUCCCUGUCGCUCAUAAUGAAGCAUCACGUAUCCUCUCACUCUCUGGGACACCAGAACUACUGCCCCCUCCCUCGGAUGCCCAAUCUUGUGUGUCUACUGGUGGGAGAAUGUGAGGCCCUCAGAGUGCAGUGUUCCUGGCCCAAAUGGCCCUUACUGGCUGUUGGGUUUUAGUUUGCAGUCCUGUGUGCUUCCCUCUCUUAUGGCUGUGCCCUUGGUUGUCAAUAAAGUAUUUCCUGGC
Molecule: messenger RNA, 571 nt
Organism: Psammomys obesus (fat sand rat)
Lineage: Eukaryota; Metazoa; Chordata; Mammalia; Rodentia; Muridae
Product: NEDD8-like
Exons: 1
Coding region: 64-306 (80 amino acids)
Biological process (GO): regulation of proteolysis; protein neddylation; modification-dependent protein catabolic process
Cellular component (GO): nucleus; cytoplasm
Molecular function (GO): protein tag activity; ubiquitin protein ligase binding
Source: RefSeq, a predicted model, not a curated record